AUGAUGUUUCUACUCCUCUACUUCCUUCUCUUGAUUGCUUCAAUUCAAACUUGUCCAUUGAAAACAGUCGAUAUUCGUUCGGGAUGUUACUGCGGGAUCGAAAUCGACGGAAUGAAUUAUAUCCAAUGUCAUCCAUAUACAAUCAACAAAAUGCCUGAAUUUACUCGUUCGUAUGUUCACGAUAAAUUGAACCUGUCGAACAAUUUAAUCGAGCAUUUAACCAACAAAUCCUUUCACCAAUUGAAAGUCAAACGUAUUUAUCUGGAAAAUAAUCCAAUCAACUUCAUUGAUAAGCAAACAUUCAACCAGAACAAUCUCCUUCAUUAUCUCGAAGAACUUCAUAUCGAUUCAUUCAAUCAAUCGAUCGAAUUUCUCUGCUAUGGUAUAUGGAAAAAUCUUCGGAUAUUGAAACUAUCUGGUUUCAAUCUCAAUCAAUUUCAAUCUUGCUUCGAUAAACUGUUUCGCUUAGAAAAAUUAGUCAUUCAACAUUCGCAAAUCAAUAUCAUCUCCUACCAUAUCUAUUCACUUCCGUUUCUCCAUGAACUGUCCGUCACUCACGAUUCAAUUCAGUAUUUAAACUUCGAUGAACAUUAUCUUACACAUUCAUCGUCGAUUCGAGUAUUAAACUUAACAUCGAACCAGCUCCGAUCGAUACCUAAUGAUGUCAAUCUUCGCCUACCUCAUUUAGUCACUUUAGAUCUUUCGCAUAAUCUUAUAGAACAAAUACCAAGUAUCAAUCAAAUGACGACAUUAAACGUGAAUUUAAGUUUUAAUUCAAUUAGUUAUGUUCAGUUAAAUCUCUAUCAACAUUUAAUUCUUGACCUGUCUACAAAUCCGAUCUGUACCAUGGACAAAUUGGCUGAUAUCUCGAAUAUUAUCUUGCAUAAUUUAACGCAUAUGCAUUGUGACUGUCGACUGGGAUUCAUUUUAAACGAAAAUCUCACACGUCUUAUAGGAAACGAAACGAAAUGUUUAACACCGACAAAAUUUCAAGGAUUGUAUGUUCAAGAUUUGACUUAUGAACAACUGAUGGGUACAUGCUCAAGCGUAUUACCAAAGUACUGUAAAGAAAUUAGAAAUUUUGCUGAAAUUCAAGACUUCGCAAGUAGUUUCACCGAAAUGACUCCAUUUGUUGAAGUUACGGAAAAGCUCACUACUGAACAGGUCUCAUCGAUUCGUUUGGUAUCAUUUCAUACGCACUAUGAAAAUAACGAUCUGUUAAUCUUCUGGGAUUUCGAUGUUAGUUCAUCGACGAAAGAUGUUCUAACAGCGCAAUUUCAAAUUAUUAUUGAGCAAGAUUCGGAAGUCAUCCGACGAAGUCAAUUUAUUUCACCUUACCUCAAACAAUACAUUAUACCUCAUUUACCAGCAAAUAAAAAUUAUUAUGUAUGUUUGAUCCUAACAAGAACAUUCUAUGGAACGGACAAAUACUGUCGACAAGCGAAUACCUCAACUUCUCAGACAUUCUCACAAAUGCUAUUCGCCAACCGAUCAAUCAUAUUCGGUUUUCUCACUGGCACCAUCCUCACUGCUUGUCUACUAGUUACCUUAGCAUUCAUUUGUCAUCUGCAAUACAAACGAAAACAUUCACUUACAUUAUUUCCAACCCAUCGGCAACAACCACAUUAUAUGUACAUCAAUCGUAACGAAGACGAUGGAACUUAUUCACAUUCGAUUGUCUCUGCUCCAUCGCCGAAAUACUCUCAUAUGAAAAAAAGUCAUUCACGUCGUACAUAUCUCGCACCAGUACCACCAUGGUAUCAACAUGACUCGAAACAUCUAUCGACAGCGGCGCGUUCGCCUUGCUGCUUUUCGCAGUAUCACAAUCGAACAUUGAGCGACUGUACGACCACUAAUCGCAUGCCAAGUGUUUCAUCUGAAUACAGUAAUGGAAUCGAUAAAGAACAGAUGACAUCAACAUCAAUUAUGAGCAAUAUGAGUUCAGAUGAACAACAUAGUAACAUUAUUCAAAGUCCAGCAAAACAUGUCUAUGAAGAACUUGGUGAUGAUAGUUUACUUCUUUAG
This is a messenger RNA of Adineta ricciae, 2025 nucleotides long. The record is from the annotation of a GenBank genome assembly. Lineage: Eukaryota; Metazoa; Rotifera; Eurotatoria; Adinetida; Adinetidae.